AUAAAUACGGCCUAUGGAGGAUCCGAAAUCGCGAUCUUAAGCAGACCUAUCUUUAAGCGUUAAAUCAAUGUGAAAUAACGCACAAUACCGAAUAGUCGAUGGUGUCUUAUAUACGCGGUUUCUCUGUGCAAAUAAAUACCCAAUACCGUGUUAAAACAUUCUGAUAUUUAUUUGUCAGAAAAAAACAGGAGUUAAACAGCACAUAAAAGAACACUGUUUUAUUUUCGUUUGAUAAGUGCAAACAGUGUUCAAGUAAUGCCAGGCGAAAACAGCGGCAGAAAGAGCAGAUCUUUCGCCACACAGACGGCAAGUGCGCGGCCACCUCUCUCCGCACGUGAAAAGGGGGUUCAAGUGAACAUUUUUCCCGCGCAUCCAUUCCCAAACACCACAGAAAAAGCAUCCGUGACGUUUGCUAAACAGAAACAGAACAUGUUUCCUCGGUUCCAACCCGCGAGUAAACAAGUGUAUCUUUUUAUUCGAGCGAAAAAAGAGUACACCCAGCGACUCAUAAACGCCUUCGUAAAGGAAAAGAAAAUCCGGGAAAACUACAAAGGAGAGCUUCUUGGCAUUGCCGAACAGAUUAUACGAUGCGAGGGCGAUUAUUACCGGGGGUUACCGGAGCAGGUUUUCAUCGUGAUCCGGUUCGAUGACCAGGCAAGCGCAGAACGAUGGACACGCUCUACUGGUGUUUUCAAGCAGAAAGAUCUGGAUGACAGCGAGAUUUUCAUACUGCCACUCAACUAUUUACCCGAUGAAGAUCUGCGGGCGUUCCAGUUGACCGAGCUGCACGGGUUAAUGGUGGAUCCCGCGGUGUUCAAACAAGAAUACGUAGAUCCGGUCGCCAAGCUCAUGAACGCCCACCGGAUAUACCAUGGCGUGGCCGCCACUCACUCGAUUACACGUGUACGCAACUGUAUGCUUCGACCGGAUACGUACGUGCUUGUUAACAGCGCAGAAUCGGAACAGAAACUUAUGAAAGACUUCUAUGAAUCAGCGGACUAUCAGCCAUUACGUCACAAGCUACAACGAUUGGUUGCGGAUAAUGACACGUGCUUUUUCAAAUUGGUUCCCCUCAAUGAAGCCGGGAAACACUGCCAAGUGGAUCCUUCCCAGUUGCCCUACCUCUCAUAGUGACCAUGUUCUUAAUUCGUUACUUCUCGGGAACAGAUUUCGUUCAUUUCCGCUAUCGAACUUUUGAAAGAAAAUGUCCGGAGUGUCCCGAAUUAAUGAGACAAGAGGAAAAUUAAACUGUUACUUUGGAGAUGAUCGACUGUGAUUCUAAAGUUCUGAAUUUAUAAACAUAUAUAUUCAGAAUUACUUUAAUUGAUACAUAGGUGUCUUGAGGAUGUAGUUUGGAGUAGAUUUUCUUCCUUUAUGAAGAUGAAUGCAAAAUGAAGUUAAGAACAUUUAAUGGUUCAUCAGUUCCGAUGUUGCAUUCACGUCAAUAUUAGGUGACAAAGUCCAUUAUUUUAUUAAAAUGCAAAGAAACAGUAAAAAUACUUGAAGAUCUUAACGAAAGAAAGACUUAUUCUAACUACGUCAAGUAAUAAAACAUAACUCAAAUCGCAGUAUUAUGCCGGGUUUGAAGACUCUUAAAUAGUUAACUGGUUGUCAGUUUCCGGCACAGUUAAUCGUAGCAGAAUUCCUAACAACUGUCAUAAUGUCUUAAUUCAUUCAUGUAUCUUUGUUGUUAAAACCAUGAUAAUGUCAUUGCAUAAUUUACAACUUCUUCAGUUACGGCCACCUUUUUAUGUUAUAUUUGCAUUUAUUUUAUUCAGGUUUUGUAUAUUUAUUGUUGUUUACGUCACUAGGAUCAGAGUUGGCGAGCUACGCGGAUUUUAUUUUUUUCACAUGGAUUUUUAUUGCUUCAGUCUAAUGAUAAAUUGUCAUAAAACCACUGAUAAGCCAUGCAGAUUUAAAUUGCUCGGUCAAGUGCAGUGUUUUUUUUCUUAUUUGUAUUUUGAUGUUCUCUUUUACUAUUAACUAUUUAUGGUAUUUCAAUAUUAAGUAUUACGGUCGAAUCAAAUUUUGUGCUUUUGUGAAGUUAAUGUAUUUCUGUAUUCUUUAGUUUGUACAUUAUUAGUGUUACAAAAUCAGAGUAUUAAAAACAUGUCCGUCCAAUAAACACAGUAUAACAGUGUUUAAAUGUGAUAUUUCUAUCAGUGUUUAUAUAUCGACUUUUGUUGAUGAUGUCUUUUUUUCUCUCAUAAUAUAUUUGUCAUUAAAAUAGAAUAAAUAAAUUUCUGUUAAAA
Molecule: messenger RNA, 2252 nt
Organism: Mya arenaria
Lineage: Eukaryota; Metazoa; Mollusca; Bivalvia; Myida; Myidae
Exons: 7
Coding region: 256-1131 (291 amino acids)
Source: RefSeq, a predicted model, not a curated record